AUGGAGGAGUAUGUUGAAGAAGUAAUUAAACAGGAGUGGUACAAAGAGGAUUUUAAAACCAUAGCAUCUCAGAUUAAGGAACAGGAGAAUCUCCUUAGGCUCAAACGAAGGUGGCUAAUGGAUCUACCCUUGUCCAAAAGGGAACAACAACAAAUAGAAGAACUUCUACCUCCUAAUGAUAAGAUUCUUCCUGAGUCAAUGCUUAGAGAAGACGAUGUAUGUUAUGAGAACAUCAGAAAUUUUGUUGAAAAGGGUUUUGGUGCUCAUAAGUGUGAAAUGGAACAUCAGUUGGCUCAAGAGGAUAUACAAAAUUUUGAUUUGUUUGAUGAUCUUAAAGAGUUUUUCCCCCUGCUAGAUGAUAUGACAAACAGAGGCUUAUGUUCGUUUCUUGAGAUCCUGACAGAUGGAAUGAUUAAGUUUGAGAAAACCAACUGGAGAAUGAAGAGUACGAUAAAAUAUUAUCUUAAAACGCAUUCUAGGGAAAAGAAUGAUAAUUCCCAAACAAAAUUAAAACUGCUAUGUCAGUUGCUGGAAGACCCAAAAAACUUUCGUAUCAAUCAGGUAGCUUUGUCUUCUCAAUCGAAAUCCUAUCGCUCUGCUGCCAUCAAGGUACUGGAUGGACUUGAGGACAUGCCUUGCAGAACAUUAAGUGCAAUGCAUAGGAAGCUGAGAGGUGUUAGAUACAACCCUACUAUACAGUCUCCUAAAUCUGGAUGGGGACGUGACCGUUUAAUCAGUGUCGUGAGAAAAAGGUGCAUGAAAAUGCUCUUGGAACUCGGUGAAGGGGAUGAGACCCCAGAACCAUUAGCCGGUGCAUUGGCAGUUGCAAGCUUGACUUUAAAGCUAAUGCAUAACAGUCCUGUAAUAGACUUCCGGAAUUUUUUACCAGAGACAGAAGCAUUGCAAAAUGAUAUUGCAAAGGCUAUCUGGUUACUAAAUGAUGUAAAGAGAGUGAGCUUGAUUGAGCUUAAGAAAUUACAGUUUUUGCUGGAUCCUAGUACUGAAUUAUCAGAUAGAAAUUUCCGUAUGGCAUUAAGGAAUCUAUUGACUGAUUAUCUAUUUGAGUGCAGUGACAUGGACAAUGUCCCAGAUUGUUUACUCGAAAUGCUUUCCAUUAUCAAUAGAAGAUCUCGACUUCCAUCUCGAAGAAAACGUCUGUCUUCAAAAGUACAUUCAUCUUCUCAUGAGCUAAUGAAGGAGGAAAUAGAAAAUGAGGUAGAGUGUAUAUUAACUUCUAGCGCUCAGGCAAAACAAAUUGUCUGGGACGUUCUCUCUGAACAUAGACUAGACCAGGAUUUUGCCGAUGCUUACAUGGAGGAUUUAGAAGAAAGUGAAAUGACCGCUACUUCUGAUGAUGACAGUGAAGAAGAGUUGAAUCUUCCUCAACUUUAUAGAUUUGAUUCUCAUGAUCCAGAUGACCAAAUGGAAAGUAUUGGUGAGAUCAACCCAGUGGGGAAAAAUUCACCUUCCUCUACAAGUGAAUCAGAUAACUGUUCCCCAUUGCUUUCACCUAAUGAAAGGUUAAAUGUCCCUCUAGAGUCUAUGCAUAUUAAUGAAGUGGAGUCAAUUGAGUCUUUUGGUUUGGUACAUUCCCCUUCAUGCAUAGAAUCAAAGAUUUCUUGUGACAUGCAAAACAUGAAUAGAAACCAGCACCCAUCGGGAAGUACUGGGGAACUGAGAAUGGCUUGUAGUGAUAUGCCGUUGACAGCUAAGAAAAAUUUAUCUACUCCACCUAUCUCACCAGAUAAAAAUUCAAAUAGGAAUGACACUGGAAGUCAAGAAAUUUCAAUUAACUCAGCAGAAAUCCCAAAAUAUGAAUUUGCUGAAAACUUCUCAGGUGAACAAUCAGAUAUUGUCAAUAACCAGAGCAAGCCAGUUAAUCAAUACCUUGAGGUCCAAGAUGCUUGCGACAAGACUAUUAUGGUAGCAUAUGAUUUAAUUGGUUUUAUAUUGGAUGAAUACUCCAAGAUUGAAGACAUAGAUUUAUACCAGGGUGACAGAUCAUAUCUCCGAAAUUGUGCUUCAGUUCCUCAGGAUUCUGAAGCCUCGAGGAAGCGCAUGGCCUCUUCUAAGGAUGACGUCCUUGGUUCAAUUAUUGUUCAGGCCAUUGACGAGUUAAUACCCUCAUUUCCUGAAAGUGGAAAAGAGAAGUUAAGGAAGUUGAUGCGCAUGACAUAG
Fraxinus pennsylvanica is the source of this 2178-nucleotide messenger RNA. The record is from the annotation of a GenBank genome assembly. NCBI's taxonomy places the organism in Eukaryota, Viridiplantae, Streptophyta, Magnoliopsida, Lamiales, Oleaceae.